Molecule: messenger RNA, 3878 nt
Organism: Myripristis murdjan (pinecone soldierfish)
Lineage: Eukaryota; Metazoa; Chordata; Actinopteri; Holocentriformes; Holocentridae
Gene: rundc1
Product: RUN domain containing 1
Exons: 6
Coding region: 130-1842 (570 amino acids)
Source: RefSeq, a predicted model, not a curated record
UACACCUGUUUCAUCGGCCGUAAUCCUCGUUAUUUUCUGCGCAGAAAAACAUCAGUAAGUAAGUGGAUUCGUGUGGUAUUAAACUGUCCGGGUUAAUCAAGAACUGGCGUAAACUCUGUCGUUUUAAAAAUGUCGACCGAGGAGCUGUCCACCUCGGAUAGCGAGGGUGUCUUCGCCGGCGCAGGGGAGCGAUGGGCACCCGUGGGGGCUGUCGCCAGUCCGGAGGAUGAGGGCGGCAGCGGCGGCGCUGCCCAGCCGAGGCAGAGGAGCUCGUCGUCGGCCACCGAGGAGGAGAUGGCCGCCAGGCUGAGGAAGCUGGAGGAGGAGCAGGACCAGCUCAACUCAUCCCUGCUCGCGCUCACGUCCCACUUCGCACAGGUGCAGUUUCGACUGAAGCAGAUCGUGCACGCGCAGAGCGAGGAGAAGGAGAGGAUGCUGAUGGAGCUCGAGGAGUUCGCCUUCAAGGGCUGCCCGCACGUGGUGGGCUGCAGGGCGCAGGACGUCCAGCUGGAGAACUCGGGAGACCUGAGCGAGAGGGAGAAGAGGGAGCGCCUGGAGGCUCAGAGGGAGAAGCAGAAGGAUCUUAUUUUCCAGCUAAAGACCCAGCUGGAUGACCUGGAGCGCUUUGCCUACCAGGAAGGCAGCUAUGACUCCCUGCCUCAGUCUGUGGUGAUGGAGAGGCAGAAGGUCAUCAUCGAUGAGCUGAUUAAGAAGCUGGAUGUGAACUUGAACGAGGACAUCGGUAACUUGACCCCUGAGGAGCUGAGACAGAGAGUAGACGCUGCCAUCGCUCAGAUAGUCAACCCAGCCAGAGUGAAGGAGCAGCUGGUGGACCAGCUCAAAACCCAGAUCAGGGACCUGGAGAUGUUCAUCAACUUCAUCCAGGAUGAGGUGGGGAACCCUCUUCUGUCUGAUGGACACACUCAGCAGCCACAAGCAGCAGGGACCAACACCAGAGCUCCAGGAGUGAAGAAGAAAGUGGACCCGGAGCAGGCACAGAGGAUGCGAGAGACCGGCUUGCAGCUGAUCCAGAAGGCCCUGGCCGUGCUGCAGAUCUUUGCUGUGAGCCAGUUUGGCUGCACGGCGGGCCAUGUUCCCCAGAGCAUGUGGCCCCAGGGGGAGGCAGGCCAGGACUACGGCCCCCUGCUGCAGCAUCUGGAGUCGGCUGUUGAAAAGGUGCGAGUGCUGGCAUCGUGUAGACAGUCCUCCAUCGAGCACGUUGUCAACUACACCAGUAACCCGGCCCUGGGGCCUCGAGAUGAGCUGACCACGUCUGUUAGGAAGGAGCUGGCCAUGGCCCUGAGAGACUUGCUGGCCCAUGGCCUCUACUCCCCCUCUCAGGCCAUGAGCCUGGUGCUGGCACCCAUCUCCUGCCUGCUGCCUUACAAACCGAGCCCACAGACCAUGCACCCCUGGGAGCUCUUUGUCGAGUACUAUAACUCCAAAAACGGGAAGGCCUUUGUGGAGUCUCCGGCCCGCCAGCUCUCGCAGUCCUUCAGCCUGCCUGUAGGGGGCGGUCCGGUGACCGUCACUCCUAAACAGUCUCUGCUCUGGGCCAUUCACACAGUGCUGAAGGAGCACGGACGCUACAAGCGAGGAGCGGACUCAGAGUUCAAGGCGCUGGUGUGCAUGGCGCUGAACGAGCAGCGACUGGUGUCAUGGCUCAACCUGUUGUGCAAGUCAGGGACACUAAUACACCCGCACUACCAGCCCUGGAGCUACAUGGCCCAGACGGGCUUCGAAGGAGCUCUGCGCAUCCUGGGCCGCAUCAGCCACCUCAAAUUCAAGCUCCCAGUGGACCUGGCUGUCCGGCAGCUGAAGAACAUCAAAGACGCUUUCUGAGAGGUGACCAAAGAGGCAACACAUCAUGCAUCCAUCAAAAAGACACAGCAGAGAAACAGCCUCAGAACUGAAGCCAUUUAUUGGCUAGCCUAUACUGCUCAUACCCGGCAUUCAGGACUGGAAUCGUGAGUUUUUCCUUCAAGUAUUGCACCUUCGGCCAUACCACCCUCGCUGAACCUCUUAAAAAAAAAAAAAAAAAAAGCUUAAACAGGCACUAAUUUUAAAAUGGAGUGCAAGUAUGUCAUCUGCACAUGGAAGGAUGCAUGGAUGCCUCCAGUGUAUGUUGUGUGUCAGCUUCAUAUAUCACUAACUGUGGUCUGCGUAUUCAGCAUAACCCACCAGUUUUGAGAUGCCAAAAGGUGUAGAUGACAUAGCUACUUGUACUGUAAACAUGCCUUAGAAUGGAGAUUGAGUGUAUCUCAUCUUCAGUAAAGCCUUUCUGACCUUUGUGACCUGUGCGUAUCACACCAUGCCCCCAUGUACGUGAUGUUUCUCCUGGCCUAUGCAACAAAUGUGGGAGAGGGUUGAUUUUUUUUUUUUUACAGUAGUAAAUACUGUAAUGAUCACUGAUGGUCGCGGUUAGACAUUCCAAAUACUGUCCAGAGGGUUAGGACUGACAACACUAAAGAACAGAGGCAGUUCUUUGUACUUUCUGGCUGCUGUACAGUAAGCAAGGGCUUACUUGAAUGAUAUUUUCUGGUGCUUGUAUCGGUCUGUAGUUGAGGUGAGAGGUCCCGUGUCUUCUGUUAUGGGAUGAAUUACAUUUUGUGGCUUUUGUAGCAGAAUUGGUCGAUCAUGAAGCUCAACAGUGCACUCAGGUCAAAUGGAGAUGGAGACGUCUUUACAGUUUCCAUUGUGGUACAUUGUGGAAAAUGUAUAGAGGAAUGCUGUAGUUGAACAUCGCCUAAGUGAAUAACAGAUAUGCAGCAAUCGAUCUUGGCAAGUGAUGCUUCUCUCUUGACUCCAUUUCCAAUCUCUAAAGCUAUGAUCAGCUCUUGCACAUCAUGUGUCAGGUAUGGAUAGCAUUUAGACCCUGUAUUAACUGCUGCUUUUUUCCUACUCCAAAUGUAGUUGAAUUAUAACGAAUGGUAAGAAUCGAUUCCAUUAUGUCACUGCUUUGAAUUUAUUUAUCCAAUAUUUAAAAUGAUUGUAGGAUGUGAAAUGUUUAUUUUCUUUUCCCCUCGUUGUCUCAAGUGAAAUGUUUUUAUCUCCCUGUGACAGAUGAGUCACGAGUAGUGUUUCCUGAAAUGCUGAAUGUAUAAACCAGAGAUGCUGUCAAAAUGAGAUUUGAUGAACCUACGCUACAUGAGGUUUUAUUAUGUCGAUUAUUUCCCAUGUGUUAUGGAGCGUGGAUUACAGUGUUACCUGUGAAUGGGACCUGCCACUCAUUGCUGGGCCCACAUGUGUCAAACUUCUGAGAAAAGGUGUGUUAAGAGGUAAAAAUGUAUCCCAGUAUCUAUCAUCUGAAAUAAUAAUAAUAAUAAUAAUAAAAAAACUCAGCACAGUUUGAAAAGCAUGUUCGCCCAGGGAUGCAUUUUAUCUCCUUUAUGCUUUGUUACUGUAUUACCUGGAAAACACUGUCCUGUUUUUGCUUAUGUGUGUAGUAAAUAUAAUAAUUCACACUUUAUUUUCCUAUUUUCUUUGUGUUUAGUUCAACUGUUAAGAUGUGAAAUAUGGACCGACACAUUUAUUGGACCGCAUGGUUUUGUUCAGUCUUAAUGCUAAAGAUUAUCGUUCUAACUAUUUGAUCAUUUCAGAGCUCGAUCUGAAUGUAGCUGGUGUACUGUAGUUAUUUAAUCUGGGAACAAUACAGCUAGGCUCAUUUAAACUGCAUUAAUUAUGUUGUUUUUCAUUUUUGCCAAAAAAUAAAUAAAUAAAUAUAUUGAGAAUUUAUGGUAAUAUUUUGGAUUUUUUCUUUUUUUUUUUCAGAAUUUUAAAUCAAGUAUACAAAGUGUGGCAUUACUGACGUGCAAACGGUUUAUGUGUAAUGGCUACCUUGUAACUGUGCGUGAAUUAAAGGGGAAAUUAACGCUGUG